UGGUGGUGUGGUGGUAAUAUAUUGCUUCCAUUUUGAUUCGAAGAGAGAAAUAGAAGAGAUAGCUACGAAGCUAAGCUUCUCCAAGCUGUGACCCACCGACUGUACCAGAGAAACACCUUCCUCCACUCUCUCUUCUCUUCUUCUUUCUUUCUUCCACUGCUAACAGUCAAUUCCUCAACCCUAAUAACCGUUUUCCUCGCUCUUCUCUCUCCCGAUUUCUAACAUUCCUCCGCCUUUCGCUCCUUCCGGCCACCGCCAUGGCAGUCGUUUCGCGAACUACCACCACCUACUCCUACAGCCACUUAUCCCGACGACACUUCGAUAGGGAAACCAAAGCCUCUGCUGCCAACACUUUGUCAUGCUCUGCCUGGGUUUCUGCUAAGAAGCCUUCUCCGACGCAGAGGAUUGCCACACGUGGGGGAAGAGUGAUUGUUGCUGCUAGCCCUCCCACUGAAGAUGCCGUGGUUGUCACGGACCCACUCACCAAGCAGGAUCUUGUGGACUAUCUUGCCUCGGGUUGCAAGCCCAGGGAAAAAUGGAGAAUAGGUACUGAACACGAGAAGUUUGGUUUUGAGUUUGGAAGUUUGCGUCCUAUGAAGUAUGAGCAAAUAGCAGAAUUAUUGAAUGGAAUCGCUGAGAGAUUUGACUGGGAUAAAAUAAUGGAAGGUGAUAAAAUUAUUGGACUCAAACAGGGAAAGCAGAGCAUAUCAUUGGAGCCCGGUGGUCAGUUUGAACUUAGUGGAGCCCCCCUUGAAACCUUGCACCAGACUUGUGCUGAAGUUAAUUCCCACCUUUAUCAGGUUAAAGCUGUAGCUGAGGAAAUGGGAAUUGGAUUUUUGGGAAUUGGUUUCCAGCCAAAGUGGGGAAUCAAAGACAUACCUGUAAUGCCAAAGGGAAGAUAUGAUAUUAUGAGGAAUUACAUGCCUAAAGUUGGUUCUCUGGGGCUUGACAUGAUGUUCAGGACAUGCACUGUACAGGUCAAUCUGGACUUUAGUUCAGAAGCAGACAUGAUCAGGAAAUUUCGUGCUGGCCUUGCUCUACAGCCUAUAGCAACGGCUCUUUUUGCGAAUUCACCUUUUAAAGAGGGAAAGCCAAAUGGUUUUGUCAGCAUGAGAAGCCAUAUUUGGACCGAUACUGACAAGGACCGCACAGGCAUGCUGCCUUUUGUCUUUGAUGAUUCUUUUGGGUUUGAGCAGUAUGUUGAUUAUGCUCUUGAUGUUCCUAUGUAUUUUGUCUACCGGAAACACAGAUAUAUUGAUUGUACUGGAAAGACCUUCAGGGACUUCUUGGAUGGAAGACUUCCUUGUAUUCCUGGGGAAUUACCAACUCUCAAUGAUUGGGAAAAUCACUUGACAACUAUAUUUCCUGAGGUCAGGCUGAAGAGGUAUUUGGAGAUGAGAGGUGCUGAUGGAGGCCCUUGGAGAAGGUUAUGUGCAUUACCAGCACUUUGGGUAGGGUUAUUGUACGAUGAUGCUUCUCUACAAAGUGUUUUAGAUUUGACAGCUGAUUGGACCCCAGAAGAAAGACUGAUGUUAAGGAAUAAGGUUCCCGUAACUGGUCUAAAAACACCAUUCCGAGAUGGUUUGCUGAAGCAUGUUGCGGAAGAUGUUCUACAGUUGGCAAAGGAUGGCUUGGAGAGAAGAGGCUUCAAGGAAUCGGGAUUUUUGAAUGAGGUAGCCGAGGUGGUUAGAACAGGCGUCACUCCAGCUGAGAGGCUUUUGGAAUUGUAUCAUGGAAAGUGGGAGCAAUCCGUAGAUCAUGUGUUUGAGGAAUUGCUUUAUUAAAGGUGCAUUAUCUUCCAAAUGUCAGUGGAAGAUUAAUUGUGUAAUCUUUUGGUUAUAGUCCUGGCUAUCUCAUUUGAGCUCUCCAUUUAGAUAUAGGAAAUAAUGUAUUUGUAAUUUUUGCCAUGAGGCUUCUCAUAUACCUUUCUUGGAAACACGAUCUGAUCUCGCUGACAUUUAAUUUAUGUCACGCAUUUGAAAAUCCAUCAGCAUAGUCAUCAUUUUAACAAGAACAUCAAUAGAUCAAAUGUUUGUGGUAGAUAUUCAA
This is a messenger RNA of Vigna angularis (adzuki bean), 2049 nucleotides long. RefSeq names its product glutamate--cysteine ligase, chloroplastic. The record is from RefSeq and is a predicted model, not a curated record. Gene Ontology annotation, molecular function: glutamate-cysteine ligase activity. Gene Ontology annotation, biological process: modified amino acid biosynthetic process; glutathione biosynthetic process. The transcript has 15 exons. NCBI's taxonomy places the organism in Eukaryota, Viridiplantae, Streptophyta, Magnoliopsida, Fabales, Fabaceae. The coding region runs from base 258 to 1784 and encodes 508 amino acids.